This is a messenger RNA of Zasmidium cellare ATCC 36951, 483 nucleotides long. RefSeq lists its product as uncharacterized. The transcript is spliced from 2 exons. NCBI's taxonomy places the organism in Eukaryota, Fungi, Ascomycota, Dothideomycetes, Mycosphaerellales, Mycosphaerellaceae. Bases 1 to 483 code for a protein of 160 amino acids. The record is from RefSeq and is a predicted model, not a curated record. Gene Ontology annotation, molecular function: carbon-sulfur lyase activity.
AUGUCUUCCUCAGACGCCCCUGCAGAAGCACCUUUCCCUCUCGAGGAAACCGGCGCCUGGGGCCACUAUGACCUCCACUGCCACUGCGGCGCCGUCCGCUACACCAUGAAGAUGUCCCCACCGCUUUUCGAGGAAGAAUCGCAAGGGAAGGGGGUCUGGAAAGUCAACGAGUGCGACUGCUCCUGGUGCGAGAGGAAUGGGAGUUUGGCGGUUCAUCCUUUGGAGGAGAAUGUCACUUGGACGAGAGGCGUGGAGCAUCUUUCCAAGUACUCGUUUGGGAAUAAGAAUGUCGAGCAUUUGUUUUGUAGCAAGUGUGGGAGUUUUGUGGGAUCGGAUUCUGGGGCGAUGUUCAAGAAGAUGGGAAGUGCGCCGAGGACGGUUGUUAAUGUGCGAAUGCUGAAGGACUUUGACCGGAAGAAGUUGACGAUCAAGAGGGUCGAGUUCAUGAAGCAAAUGCCGCCCAAAUACUCGAUCGAUGAUUAA